This is a messenger RNA of Gekko japonicus, 1758 nucleotides long. RefSeq names its product transmembrane protein 50B (gene TMEM50B). Lineage: Eukaryota; Metazoa; Chordata; Lepidosauria; Squamata; Gekkonidae. The record is from RefSeq and is a predicted model, not a curated record. Gene Ontology annotation, biological process: protein targeting to vacuole; late endosome to vacuole transport via multivesicular body sorting pathway. Bases 137 to 613 code for a protein of 158 amino acids. The transcript has 8 exons.
CGCCCGGUGGCGGAGGCUGCCAGCCAGCCAGCCAGCUUGAGACAGUGGAUGGAGGAACGGAGAUCUUUCCAGGACUUGGAGGCUUGUGAAAAUCUGAUGUAAAUACUCUGUUAAAGAAGUGAAAUACGGCAUUAAAAUGGCAGGCUUCCUAGACAAUUUCCGAUGGCCUGAAUGUGAGUGUAUUGAUUGGAGUGAAAGAAGAAAUACAGUUGCUUCUGUGGUAGCAGGCAUUCUGUUUUUUACAGGUUGGUGGAUAAUGAUAGAUGCAGCUGUAGUUUAUCAUAAGCCGGAAGAGAUGAACCAUGCAUUUCAUACUUGUGGGGUGUUUUCCACAUUAGCCUUUUUCAUGAUAAAUGCUGUAUCAAAUGCUCAGGUGAGAGGCGACAGUUACAGUGAUGGAUGCUUAGGAAGAACAGGUGCUCGUGUUUGGCUCUUCAUCGGCUUUAUGUUGAUGUUUGGCUCACUUAUUGCUUCCAUGUGGAUCCUUUUUGGAGCAUAUGUUACUCAAAAUAUUAAUGUCUAUCCAGGAUUAGCAGUGUUUUUCCAAAAUGCAUUGAUAUUUUUUAGUACUUUAAUCUACAAAUUUGGAAGAACAGAAGAAUUGUGGGGCUAAUACAUUAUUCUCCCUGCUACUUUAUGAGUCCUAGGCCUGUUCACCUAUACCCCUCCUCUACACAUGACAGUACUAUGAACAGGCUUCAAGCUCAGUGGCAACAUCCCAAGGAGGAAAGAGGGCAUUCAGAUAAUCAUAAAGUCUCUUCAAUAUUGCACCUGUUUAUGAAAUAUGCAAAGGAGAUCUCCUUGUACAAAUCACAGGAUCUCCUCUGGAUGUAUCUUUUUAUAUGUUGUAAGGAAGUGUAUAUGUGGAUAAAUUUUAGGAUACACUAGGUUUUAAACAAAAAAGGAGUAGGGAGAAACUAUUUUUUUAAAUCUCUUGCUGCAUGAUUAUCAUUUUCAAGAAUUUUAUUCAUACCAGUUAGUGAUGCAAAUAUAUGUGUACGCUGUUAUAAACCAGGGGUAGCUGUAUUUUGUGCCCACCCAAACUUGAAUAACUUGGUUUGAUCUGCAUAACUUAAUGACACAUGGUUCUCUAUUUGAAACACUUUGGCAAGAAAAGAGUACAGGGGAAUGAUGAAGACUCCAGUGAGCCUGCCCAUUCUUUGGAGAUCUAACCAAGGACUUGUUCUGAGCCUUCUGUCUCCUACAUAUCCUCUCUACAGGCAUGCCCAAUUGAGAAACCAUUGUGGUGGUGAUUUUUAAAACCAGUUUUGGCUGCAGAGCCUUUAGUGGAUACACUAUGAAGCAAAUACUUAAGCUGAGAGUUGUCCUGUUACCUCAUUCUUGUUUUGUACCUGUUUUCUCCAUCAAACUAUCACUUUAAUCUCUGAUACAAUACUUAAUACAAUAAUUUAGUCUAACUUGGUUGUUCACAGUAAAGUAAUUAAAAUCUAAUAAAGACUGGUAAUGUAUUGUUUUAAAAAAUAAAUAUUGGUCAAUUUUAGGUUGAUGUGAUUUGUUUAUGUGUAUGUAAUACGGGAAUUACAAUCAUUUUACAAAAACCCAGAGUGACACUUGUUACUUUAGCAGCAUUCUGUGAAAUGGUGAUGCAUAACAAAAGAAUUAUGGCAACAUUAUUUCAAGACAACAGUGAAUGGCCUUAACAAAUUUGUGUGCAUACAUUUGAUUAUCUGACUUCUGUAAUAUCAAUAUAUACCCCAGCAGUCAUUCACAGAUGUUGCAUUACCAGUUCACGCGUUA